AUGGAGUACCAUGCUCUUGUUUCGAGACAGGAAGGGGGACCGCCGAUGAUGCCACCUCGGUCACCAGAGUACAUGGCUGAGAACCAGGCUGGACGCUUGCUGGCGGUGGAAGGUUCGUUAUUCGCAUUAUCGACGACCACUGUACUGCUGCGAUUCUAUGUGCGAAUCUUCAUGCUGAAGACGUUUGGUUGGGAUGAUAUUAUGAUGGCGAUCGCAUUGGCUCUGAGUUCCACCACUCUAGGACUGUUCUUGAAGGUUAUUGACCUGGGACUUGGAAAACAUGCGGAAGCCUUCCCACUGGACAACAUAUUCCCAUUCUUUAAGGUCAUGUACUUCUACUCAAUCUUUAUCAUCGCCGCAUACAGCUUCAUCAAGCUUUCUAUCGGCUUCUUCUUGUUACGACUCGCGGACCGUACCAAGUGGCGGCCGUUUCUUAUCGGCAUGCUGGUCUUCAUCGGUGCUUUUACUAUCGGUUCAACUUUCGCUAUCAUCUUCCAGUGCAUCCCGGUGCGAGCGGGAUGGGACUACACCCUGCGUCCACCGAUUGGAACUGCGAAAUGCUACGAUGCUGGAAUCUUCAAAAACGUCGGUGUCUUCAACUCGUCAAUCAACAUUGCAACGGAUCUGCUCUUCGCCCUAAUCCCCAUCCCCAUGGUAUGGAGACUCCAGGUAACGAUACAAACGCGCAUAGGCUUGGCAGUCAUCUUAAGUCUGGGUCUUUUCGCCUCUGCAGUAGCCAUCUACAAGACACCAAUGCAGUAUAACUUCUUCAAGAUCACGGAUUGGUCCGGCGAUGGAUCAUGGUACUACAUCUGGCAACAAGUCGAGAUGCACGUGGGAAUUAUCGCCGCCUGCCUCCCUACCAUGAAACCCCUCUUCGCAAACUUCUUCGGUCAAAUGCGUUCCCUCGCUUCAAAAGGUCGCACCACUGGUUCCAACGGCCUCAACAGUACGCCGUUCCGUUCGAACGGGUACAUGAAGCACAACGACAUGCGCCCUGGUAAUUCUUUCGCCAUGAAGAACUUGAGCGAAAACUCCACAUCGACUGGCCGUGACCCGUAUACCGAGGAAGCUGUGCUGGGUAAGGAUACAUAUCAUGCUGAGGCGGGACCGGGAAGGGGAAUGAGCAGACCAAAAAGCCAGGCAGGAGAGAGCGAUGAGAGUAUUCUGGAUCAUGACGUGGUUACGGGACAAAGGAGGAGUGUGCUUCCUGUGGGUAUGACGAUUGUAAGGACGACUGAGGUGAACAUCACGAGAUAG
Alternaria atra is the source of this 1260-nucleotide messenger RNA. RefSeq lists its product as uncharacterized. NCBI's taxonomy places the organism in Eukaryota, Fungi, Ascomycota, Dothideomycetes, Pleosporales, Pleosporaceae. The record is from RefSeq and is a predicted model, not a curated record. Bases 1 to 1260 code for a protein of 419 amino acids. The transcript is spliced from 6 exons.